UACAAACCAGGAGGAGGGUCUCUAACCUCUUUCCCUUUCUAAAUCCGCUUCAGAAGCUCAAAAAGUCGAGUGACCAUGUCUGACGGGGAAGCUGAAACCCUGCGAAGCACCUUUCCCUCUUACAUGGCAGAGGGCGAGAGGCUGUAUCUGUGCGGGGAGUACACUAAGGCCGCCCAAAGCUUUGGCAACGCUCUUCACCUUCAGAACGGAGAUAAGAACUGCCUGGUUGCCCGCUCCAAGUGCUUUCUGAAGAUGGGAGACUUGGAGAAAUCUUUGAAUGAUGCUGAAGCCUCACUCCAGAGUGACCCGACUUUCUGCAAGGGGAUCUUGCAGAAGGCUGAGACCCUGUACACCAUGGGCGACUUUGAGUUUGCCUUGGUGUUCUAUCAUCGAGGCUACAAACUGAGACCCGACCGGGAAUUCAAAGUUGGAAUUCAGAAAGCCCAGGAGGCUAUCAAUAACUCGGUGGGAAGCCCUUCUUCAAUUAAGCUGGAGAACAAAGGAGACCUCUCCUUCUUAAGCAAGCAGGCUGAGAGUAAGAAAGCCCAGCAGAAGCCUCUGCCUGUGAAGCAACUCUUAUACAACACCAAACAUGAAAGCAAGCGAAAGGGCUCGCUCAAGAGUGAGAAGACAAUCCGGCAGCUGCUCGGGGAGUUGUACGUGGACAAGGAAUACCUGGAGAAGCUCCUUCUGGAUGAAGACCUCAUCAAAGGCACCAUCAAGAACGGCCUAACGGUGGAGGAUCUUAUCAUGUCGGGCAUCAACUACCUAGACACCCGCAGCAACUUCUGGAGGCAGCAGAAGCCCAUCUACGCCAGGGAGAGAGACCGGAAGCUGAUGCAAGAGAAGUGGCUGAGGGACCGGAAACGCAGCCCCUCGCAGACAGCCCACUACAUCCUCAAAAGCCUAGAGGACAUUGACAUGUUGUUGACCAGCGGCAGUGCUGAAGGGAGCCUCCAAAAAGCUGAGAAAGUACUCAAGAAGGUUCUGGAAUGGAACAAAGACGAGGUGCCCAACAAGGACGAGCUGGUUGGGAACCUGUACAGCUGCAUAGGCAACGCCCAGAUUGAGCUGGGGCAGAUGGUGGCUGCCCUGCAGAGCCACAGAAAGGACCUGGAGAUUGCCAAGCAAUAUGACAUCCCAGAUGCAAAAUCCAGAGCCCUUGACAAUAUUGGCAGAGUGUUUGCCAGAGUUGGGAAAUUCCAGCAAGCCAUUGACACGUGGGAGGAGAAGAUCCCUCUAGCCAAAACCACCCUGGAGAAGACCUGGCUCUUCCAUGAAAUUGGCCGCUGCUACUUGGAGUUGGACCAGGCAUGGCAGGCCCAGAGUUACGGUGAAAAGUCUCAACAGUAUGCUGAGGAGGAAGGGGACCUUGAGUGGCAGCUGAAUGCCAGCGUCCUGGUGGCACAGGCCCAAGUGAAGCUGAGGGACUUCGAGUCAGCUGUGAAUAACUUUGAGAAGGCCCUGGAGCGAGCCAAGCUGGUCCACAACAACGAGGCACAGCAGGCCAUCAUCAGUGCCUUAGACGACGCCAAUAAGGGCAUCAUUGAAGAACUUAAGAAAACUAACUACAGGGAGAUCCUCAAGGAAAAGGCAGAGAAACAGGAGGCCACUGCACUGAUGGAGUUGCCGGUGCCAAUGCAGAAGGAAAGCAGACGGGCUCAGGACGAACCGGAGAAAGUGAUGAAACAGUGGGAAAGGGACCCAGUGGAGAGUGAGAGAGACACCACGGAUGAUGAGGGGUCAAAGCAGAGGACGGAGGAAGAAGACAGGAAGAGCUCUUCAGGACUCAGCCGAAAACUGCUGGGAGACAGUAGGGAAACUUACAGCCAGCUCUCAGAAGACUCCGACCACACAUUCUCAGAGAAUUUAAGCCUAAAGGAUCCAAAGCGAGAGAAGAAAGCAGCAGAAGCUGCCAGAGAGGUUGAAAGGUUGGAGAAAACACAAGAGAAGGAGGAAGUAAAAGAAUGA
Acomys russatus (golden spiny mouse) is the source of this 1971-nucleotide messenger RNA. RefSeq names its product outer dynein arm docking complex subunit 4 (gene Odad4). NCBI's taxonomy places the organism in Eukaryota, Metazoa, Chordata, Mammalia, Rodentia, Muridae. The record is from RefSeq and is a predicted model, not a curated record. Gene Ontology annotation, molecular function: protein binding. Bases 76 to 1971 code for a protein of 631 amino acids. Gene Ontology annotation, cellular component: cytoplasm. The transcript is spliced from 12 exons.